Pocillopora damicornis (cauliflower coral) is the source of this 797-nucleotide messenger RNA. RefSeq lists its product as uncharacterized. NCBI's taxonomy places the organism in Eukaryota, Metazoa, Cnidaria, Anthozoa, Scleractinia, Pocilloporidae. The record is from RefSeq and is a predicted model, not a curated record.
UUAAUAGCUUACCGACGACCGAAAAGUCUACGAGACAGACUUGUUCGAUCUAGAUUUGUAAAUGAAACACCUCAGAAUUUGAGACCAAAGGGAUGUAGAGCAUGUGAAAGAACGAAGUGUAGUUGGUGUAAAAAGAUCAACCAGACCACAACUUUCACCAGUCCCAAUAACAACAAGACCUAUACCAUAUUUCAUACAGUGGACUGCCAAUCGUCAUGGAUCAUUUACAUAAUCGAGUGCAACAUUUGCAAACUUCAAUACAUUGGCAAAAGCGAAACUGCAUUUAACCUACGGUUAAACAAUCACAGAAACCAUAUUAAAAAGGGAGUGAGUAGCUGCGAACUCACGGAACACUUUUUACAUAACAAACGAACUCACGACUUUAACAAUAAUGUUACCAUAACCAUUAUAGAGCAAAUCCGAAAAGAUCAUUUACAGACUGACAAAAAGAAAGAAGUUCUUAGAGAAAGAGAGAUUUUUUGGCAAAGAACAUUAAACUCCUUUCAGCCAUAUGGACUAAACAAAAGAACUGGAUAAAGCUUUUACGCGAAAACCUUUAUUAAGUUUUAGGUACAUAAAUUGUUUAUAACAUACGUUAUAAAGGUUUUAAAACUGUUAACCAAUUAGAAACACUAAUUGUUUACGAGAGAUUUUACACAGCAUUUAAUUAAGCAACAUGCACUAUACUACGUCACACUAUUAACCAAUUACGACUCUGUAACAAUUGCAUGUCAAGGCCCCUGAGGAAGGCAAAUGCCGAAACGCGUCGGGUCUUUAAUAAAGCGUUGAAAACGGAA